CCAUAAAGCGGCCGCCCGGCCGGCCCUGCCCAUCCCGUCGCAGGGCGCCAUGCAGGCCGUGCCCCGGCGCGGCGGUUCUCUGGAGGGGGCGCCGUGCCCGCGGGAGGCCGGCGGGCAGCUAAGUAAGUCCAACUACAUGAUGAUUGAAGAUAAUAAAGAGAACAAAGACCAUGUGCCUGAAAGGGGAAGAACUGCCAUCAUUUUUUCCUUGAAGAAUGAAGUCGGAGGACUUGUAAAAGCUCUAAAACUCUUUCAGGAGAAGCAUGUGAACCUGGUGCACAUUGAGUCACGGAAAUCCAAGAGACGAAAUUCAGAGUUUGAAAUCUUUGUUGAUUGUGACAGUAAUAGAGAGCAGCUGAAUGAGAUCUUCCAGCUCCUCAAAUCCCACGUCAGCAUCGUCUCUAUGAACCCAGCAGAGCAUUUCAAUGUGCAGGAAGAUGAGAUGGAGAACAUUCCCUGGUAUCCAAAGAAGAUCUCAGAUUUGGAUAAGUGUGCAAACCGAGUGCUGAUGUAUGGGUCCGAUUUGGAUGCUGACCAUCCAGGUUUCAAAGACAAUGUCUAUCGUAAGAGGCGAAAGUAUUUUGCAGACUUGGCUAUGAACUACAAGCAUGGUGACCCAAUUCCCAAGAUUGAAUUCACAGAGGAGGAGAUCAAGACUUGGGGGACCGUAUACCGAGAGCUUAACAAGCUUUACCCAACUCAUGCCUGCAGAGAGUACCUUAAAAACUUGCCCUUGCUCACCAAAUACUGUGGGUACAGGGAAGACAAUAUUCCCCAGCUGGAAGAUGUGUCCCGCUUCCUGAAAGGUAGGGUAUUAAGUGAUACCUGCCAUGAGCUCCUAGGCCAUGUCCCUCUUUUGGCUGAACCCAGUUUUGCUCAGUUCUCCCAGGAAAUUGGUCUUGCAUCGCUUGGGGCAUCAGAUGAGGCUGUCCAAAAACUGGCAACAUGCUACUUUUUCACUGUAGAGUUUGGCCUGUGCAAGCAAGAGGGACAGCUAAGAGUUUAUGGGGCUGGCUUGCUCUCUUCUAUUAGUGAGCUCAAGCACUCGCUCUCUGGCAGUGCCAAAGUCAAGCCUUUCGAUCCAAAGGUCACCUGCAAGCAAGAAUGCCUCAUUACAACUUUCCAGGAGGUUUACUUUGUUUCUGAAAGCUUUGAAGAAGCAAAGGAAAAGAUGAGAGAGUUUGCAAAAACCAUCAAACGUCCAUUUGGUGUGAAGUACAAUCCAUACACUCAAAGUGUGCAGAUCCUGAAAGACACCAAGAGCAUUGCCAGUGUGGUGAACGACCUACGUCAUGAGCUGGACAUUGUUAGCGAUGCCCUCAGCAAGAUGGGCAAGCAGCUGGAAGUUUAACAUUCCCAUCAUCCGCGUUGUGCACUCAGCAACUCUUUUCUUUUCCCCACUUGUCUCUUUCUAGGCAUGUAACAUCUUGUAUGCAGAACUUUACUAAUGGAAGAGUGAAUAGCCCAUAAAGAUAAUCACUUUAACUCACUUUAACUUAUUUUUCUGUUUAAAGUCCCUUACAGAAUGUAUUUCCUUCACCUCCUUUCCCUGCGGGUAAACAAGUCCUGGAGUUGCCUUGGAGAAGCUAGCAGAGGAAAAGAAAAAUUACUAGGCUGGAGCAAAACUGUGGUCUGUGGAUCAGGGCGAGGAUCAGAUGCUUCAGAGAGUGGCUUAUGAGGCAAUUAUAGAACAAUUUGGCACAGGGAAAUGUCUUUCUGAUGCUAGUAGUCUGUGCUGCUAAUUUUACAGUAGUGUAGACCUUGUAACAUAGAAGCUAUAGUAACCAGUGCUUCUAAGUCUGUGCUAUUAAGUUUAAAUAUUCAGAUUUAGAACUUGAAUGAUUACAGCUCAGGUACCAGGACACAAAUAUCUGGAAGUUCAUUAUGACAAAAUGGAGGGAUCAUAUCUCCUUUUCAUAGGGAUCAUUCUUGCUCCCAAAGAAUUGCAACUGUACUGACUGGUGUGUUUGUAGUAAAAGGCAGAGGUACAGAGCUGUUAUAUGAAAGCCUAACUGAUUAUUUCAAGAUAUUUUCUGUCACCUCAAAGAGUUUGGACUUUUGUUGCUGUCUACCUGAGGGAAGAUGCUAAGGAAAUAUCAUUUGCCCUUUUCCUCACUGAAUAAGUUUAGCCAGGAUUAUAGCAAGCCAUCAGGUUCUGACUUAGCACAAAGCCUAAAACCAUUUCAAAAUUACUGUCCUAUAUCCAAAGUAGUUUCACAGGACUAAGAGAAGUCCAGUGCUGAAGUAACACCAGAAUUUAAAAUAAGAGCCAAAGUUUGUAGUCUCGUAAACAUCCCAUUGAUUGCUCAGCCCCUUUAUUGACCUUGCAAACUGCAUGAAGAUAGAUUUAGCUUCUUCCUUGCUAGGCCUGAACACCUAUAUUCCCCAUCAAGCAAAUAAAUGAAAGGUAGAAAUAUUUGAUAGAAAUCUCCAUGCCUGGAGGUGUUCAAAGCCAGGUUGGAUGGGACCCUGGGCAUUCCAAUCUGGUGGGUGGUGACUCUGUGCACAGCAGGGGAUUAACACUGGGUGGUCUUCAAGGUACCUUCCAACCCAAGCCAUUCUGUGACUGUGAUCUUGUGGCUAUAAACACAAAUAUAUAUACUUUCAGCUAUGAGAUUUUAUUCCAAAGAGCUCUUUACGAAUGUUGGGAAGCAGUGGCCUGCUGAAUUGUCUGUAUAGCUUAGCAGUAAACUUGCCUGAUUUCAGGGCUGCAUAUUUCCAAGCAUCCUGUAUAGCUGUAUGGAGCUGUGCUGUCUGCCAUUGCUGCCAACCCUGCCUAUGAAGUUACUUUAUGUAUGUAGAGGGUGUAAUAAAUUUGAAUUGAUGACUUGUGAAGUGCAGGGUAUAUUUAAUAGCAUGCUAGAUCCUGGUUCUCCGCAUCUUGUUCUUACCAGAAAAUCCAGCUUGCAACUGUGGAGGUCGCUGGAAAAAUGAACUGGAAUCAUAAAUACAAUGGUCUAAGUCAUUUGGGAAUUGGAAAGGACUUUCAAGAACCUCUGUUCUUGGCACUCCCCUUGUUUCAUAUGCCUUCCCAUAGGCUGCAACUGCUUUGUAAGCUGUCUUUCCAAAUACAUUCACUAUUAAAUCCAGUCUAGAUAAUUCACCUAUGACUUUAUUAAUCCACCAUUGCUAUUAUUUUUUUCUAAGAACAUUUUGGAUGCAUGAAAAUGUGGUCUAUGGCUUACGUUACACUUUUAAGUAGAUGUUAGGAGCUUCCUCUUUCUGAAGAAGAAACCUUCUGCUUGGAGUAGCAAGGGAGGAUGUAUAGUCUGCUUCUGUGCUAACAAUGAACAUUCAGCUGCAUUUUAGAAAAUGAUAGGAUUGUUAUGGUGUUGGAAUUCGGGUUUGUGUUACUUGAAAUCUUUGAGCUACACUGUGACUGGCAGACCUCACACCUGCUGCAUUGGCACCAGGUAUUGCUGGGGAAAAAAUCAAACAGAAAUGGUGUCUUUAUUUGCAUCGGUGUGACAAAACAUGGAAGCAAUCCGCUGUCAGGAAUGUAGAAAAGGUGCAUUUUCACACUGUUAACAACACGUACCUUCAGCUUCACACAUCCAAUCCUUCUGGCUAGGUAGAGUAUUAAUAAUUUACAUAUUUCAACCUGUUGUGGAGGCUUUAAAUGUCAACUAAGUAAACCUGUACCGUCCCUGCUGGUAAUUGGUAGAAGCAGGUAGAAUUUUCCUUCACCACUUCAGCAAUAAACACAAACCGCUCUGA
Phasianus colchicus (ring-necked pheasant) is the source of this 3717-nucleotide messenger RNA. The record is from RefSeq and is a predicted model, not a curated record. Lineage: Eukaryota; Metazoa; Chordata; Aves; Galliformes; Phasianidae.